This is a messenger RNA of Synchiropus splendidus (mandarinfish), 4332 nucleotides long. Its product is annotated as E3 ubiquitin-protein ligase TRIM39-like. The transcript is spliced from 9 exons. Bases 1618 to 3540 code for a protein of 640 amino acids. NCBI's taxonomy places the organism in Eukaryota, Metazoa, Chordata, Actinopteri, Syngnathiformes, Callionymidae. The record is from RefSeq and is a predicted model, not a curated record. Gene Ontology annotation, molecular function: protein binding; zinc ion binding.
GAAAGCAAGUACAUAGCUGUAUGGCGCAUAAUGUUGUAAAUGGACAAAAGCCAACUAUGGCGAGCAAUUGUGUUUUGUACAUGACGUGUAUUGUAUGCCAUUGGUUACACAAACUUGUUUUGGAAUUCAUACGGUUUUUGUCAAAGUGACAGGCCUGCUGAUGUCACAGGUCGGUCAACAGAGCAAACACAUUGCUGAUAUAAGUAAAUACGAUUUUUAAAAAUUGUCUUAAAAAUACUAUCAAAUGUUCCCCACAUUGGUCGCACACCACAUUGCUACAGACCUCAUUCUUAAGACUUUCUGUCUCCACUGAUUGUUGUUGUUCAGUAAUCUUCUUCCUCUUUUUCUUUGGGCUUCUCCCUUCAGGGGUGGCCACGGCAGAUCAUCUUCCUCCACCUCACCCUGUCCUCUGCUUCCUCUUCUCUGUUCUUCUAUAAUGACAAUUUGAUAUGCAUCUGAUGUUUAUCUCCACUUUUAGUUGCGCAGUAACAUUCCUGACCUGUGCCAUCUGGAACUGUCAAUUAUCAAAAGUCCCCCUGAGCUACAUUCACACAACAAUGAUUCACUUUGCUAACUACCGCAUCAUUGUGCUGCCCGUGCAAAGCACUGCGGCUCUCCUCUUAUACAAGGAGGGAUUAUAUGAAACCAAGACCUUGGCAAUGAAGUGCAUGAUAUGAAAUUCAUUUUUAAGGAUUCGAAUGAAAAGAGCAGACUGGAGUCAAAUUCCCCACAGCAGAUUCACAUUUCCUCCUUGGUCACGCGUCAACCUGAGUCCUCCAAAGAUAAGAGAUAGACUUUGAUAGAGGUUCCGUCAGCACAGCAUCACAGGAUCUCAGACAGAGCUCCUGCUAGAUCCCACACAUGAACUGACGUGUGCUUAUGCUUUCAUGAAAGCAUAAAAAUAAACAAUUCUUCAUCUCAUCGUUAAAGCCAAAUAUAAGUUAUAUCAAACUUUAUUUCUUUCACAGCAUAUGCCUUUAAUGGACUUUUUCUAGGCUUGUAAAACACAUUUACAUUCUUUUCUUUUUCCAUUUAUGUUACGAAACCAUUUCUAAGGUUCUGUCUCUGGUAUUGUAUAACAGACAAUUUGGGUUAAUUGAUGACACUGGACCUUAACAAAAGGCACUGUCUCUGCUGAGUCAUGUAAUCUGCAGCAAUUGUAAACAUUACUCUAUUUAUCUGUGACCUUUGGACCUGGACAUGUCGCAGUUCCAGUGUUGAUGCAAAACUUCAUAUCAUCAUAUCAGCAACAUGCAUCAGACACUACUGCACUCGAUGUCACCAAAGCCCAGUUGGAUACAAUCUGGCUUAGCUUCUUGUGCCAAUGGUGAUUUUUUUCAGAGAAGUCAGGUAACAAAGAGAGAAUGCAUGUGUUUCUCAUAGGUUCUUUUUUUUCCCUGGUGUUUUCCGCCAGUGGUGGGACUGAUUUGCAACUUGGCAUGCGUGCAAGAGUCUCUUGAGGGACUCCUUAGUGCGCUGAUGUUGCCUGAGAAGGUAUCAUAUUGAGGAGACGCAGCUGCCCAAGUCUUACUGACUCCCCUCUGCACGUCAGUGCGAUUGUCCACUGAUGGGUCAAAAGUCCAUGUAGCUUGGCUCAGGCAUUAUCUCAGAUUGACCAUGGCUCUGCCUUGUUCAUAUGAAAGCUUUUUUUAUCCAGCAAACAGAAGGCAGUACAGAUUCAGGCUUCUCCAUCCUACAGACAGACCCAAUUCCUGUCCACAACACGUGGGUAGGAGAGACUGCACUGUCCUUUCACAGCGCCGUGCAACUGCUUUCAUAGUCAACAGUGAGGCAUCACUUUGUCUGCAUUCAGUUAGGCAGCAUAUGAAGUCAUAUGCAGCGAGGAGUUCACACACACAUUUAACCACAAUACUCUGCACUAGGAAGAUGGCAGCUGCCUUGUCGGAGGAGCAGUUUCGCUGCGCCAUCUGUCAGGACAUCUUCACCGACCCAGUCUCCAUACCAUGUGGACACAACUACUGCUUCGAGUGCAUCAAACGCUUCUGGGACACCAAGAACAACAAGUGCUGGUGUCCACUGUGCAAAGAGGCCUUCAAAAGCCGCCCAGACCUCAGGAUCAACGUUGACCUAAAAGACAUCACGGAUAAAUUCAAAAGGUCACUGCGGAAACCAACCCCAACCAAAAGAGUCAUUCCGAGGCAGCACUCCAAAGAAGUCUUUUGCGACAUGUGCAACGACACCAAGCAGACGGCGAUCAAGUCCUGUCUGGACUGCAAGUUGUCCUUCUGUGAAGAACACCUCGUACUUCAUCAAAAAGAUCUGGUGACAAGCACACACUGGCUGACGGACCUGGUCUCCUUUGACAGCAGUCACCUCUGCAGGCAUCACAACAAAGUCCUGGAGUUAUUCUGCAAGACCGACCAGACGCCUCUGUGUGUGAAAUGCUCGGAGCACAAGCACAGACAUCAUGAGUUCAUCCCUCUAGAGAAGGAGAUUAAAAAAAUCAAGGGCCAGAUGAAGAAGACGGAAGCUGAGUUUCAGCAGUUGAUUCAGCAAAGGGUUGGAAAGAUUGAGGAGAUCAAGCAGGCAGUGGAGCUGAGCAAGAUAUUCAAAGAACAGGAAGUUCAAACCGGCGUGGAAGCCAUUUCGAGGGUCAUCAGUGACAUCGAACUGAUUCAGAACAUGUUGAUAGAAGAGAUUCAGCUGAAGCAGGACGCGGCUGAGACCAAUGCCCAGGGCUUACUGAACGAGCUGGAUCAGGAGAUCUCGGUGCUGGAGAGGAGACGCGGCGGUCUGCAGAAGUUGGAGCGCACCAACAGCCCUCUCCACCUGCUGCAGAGCUAUCCCUCGCUCAGUAUUCCACCUCUGAUGGAGGACUGGACCAAGGUUCAUUUCCAAUCAGACAACCACAUCGGUGCUGUGAGGAGGGCGAUGUCCAAGCUGGUGGACGUGUGUCAGGAAAUUGAGAAGAAACUGUUGGCUGAGGAGAUCAACAAGACACAGAACUACGCAGAGGACAUGACUCUGGACCCAUCUACGGCGGCAGGAUGGCUAGUUCUGUCCACUGAUGGGAAGAAGGUUAGCGUCAACACCCAUUCCAGGAGGAUGAGCAUACCCGACGACCCGCGCCGCUUUGACUCGUGUGUGUCAAUUCUGUGUCGGCAAAGCUUCACAUCAGGAAAACACUAUUGGAUUGUCCAGGUGGGGGAUAAAACAGACUGGGAUCUAGGCGUGGCCCGGGAGUCCAUCAACAGGAAGGGAGCCAUCACCGUCCGACCAGACUGUGGUUACUGGGCAAUCUGUCGCCGAAAAGGAGGCAGCCUGAGCGCCUGUGCUGGACCCUCCGUGCCCCUGCAGCUUCAGGAGACACCCCAUAAAGUGGGUGUCUUCCUGGAUAUUGAAGAAGGGAUUGUGUCCUUCUACAACACUGAAGCAAAGACCCACAUUUACACCUACACAGGAUGUGGCUUCUUUGAGCCAAUCUACCCGUAUCUGAACCCCUGCCUCCAUGAUAACGGCAAGAACACGGCCCCAUUGAUCAUCUGUCCUGUUGAGGACACGGAGAUGGCUGGCUUUUGAUGGACUCUGUUGCUCAGUGCUGAUUUUGUUCACGUGUAAAUAUUGUAAAGUUAUUUUUCCUAUUUUGUACAUGACCUUUGAACCAAGCCAGAAAGAUUUCCUAAGGCACCAUGUUAUAUGCAACUUUGAGGAGAACUGUUCGAACAGAAAAUGUAAGCAAUUGAUUGAACAGUUACUGAUGGCCGAAUACCUCCCUCCACCUCACCAUACACAUCUGAGUCCUCUGUGAGUAUAGAGAGAGGUGGACAAUCUCUCUUUUUAAGUUCUAUGUUGUCUUGUUUGCAUUCAUAGCAGGUGUCUGUUGUUGAACCAUGUGAUGGUCUGUGACUCUUCUGUGAAGGUUAGCUUGUGAAGUUUGCCUUGGUACGUGACUGGAGAAGAUUCACUUGUCACCAUCAUCAGGUUUGAAUGUAACUUAAUUUGCAUACCAAGAGUGAUAAGCCCUGGAGCACUAGCAUUUUUAGAGCAUGCUCACAAGAUCAACAUCUACAUUUUGGAAGAGUCAAAGAGAAGAUGCCUUUGCAGUUGCCACGUGUGCCAGGGAGGUCAGAUUGCUCAUUGUCAUCGGAAAACUGCUGAUGUUGCCUUACCAACACAUGCCGCUGAGUUUCAGAUGCUUUCAAGAGUAAUUCUGUUAUCCAUACGUAUUUUAGACUCUUAAACCAGUUUGGAACAUUCAUGCUGUUCUUUGACAGCAACCUGAUCUGACCACACCAGGGCACAUUUUGCUUUAUUCAUUUGAUGCACGUGUAAUGUUCUGUAUUCUUUUUCACGUGUACAUUUUAUUGCCAA